UAGCCAUUAAAGAUGGCGACCUACUCACUUCCCUUUUCUUUCCGAGUACACAGUCAUCAUGCCGCCUAAGAAAGAUACGAAGGGGUCUUCGAAGCAACCACAGAAGACACAGAAAAAGAAGGAAGGAGGAUCUGGUGGAAAAGCCAAAAAGAAGAAGUGGUCCAAAGGAAAAGUUCGCGACAAAUUAAACAACCAAGUACUGUUCGACAAAAGCACAUACGAGAAACUGCAAAAGGAAGUGACACUGUACAAAUUAAUCACACCAUCGAUCGUCAGCGAAAGGUUAAAGAUCCGCGGAUCUCUCGCCAGAAGGGCACUGAUCGAACUGCAACAGAACGGAUUCAUCAAACAAGUCGUUCAACACCACGCGCAAUUGAUCUACACGCGUACUACCAAGGGUGAUGAUCCGGCUGCGUAAUUUAAUUUCUACGCUAUGUAUAAAUUCGUUCAAUAAAAAAUUUCGAUAAAAUAAAACCCU
This is a messenger RNA of Colletes gigas, 478 nucleotides long. RefSeq names its product 40S ribosomal protein S25 (gene RpS25). The record is from RefSeq and is a predicted model, not a curated record. Gene Ontology annotation, cellular component: cytosolic small ribosomal subunit. Bases 59 to 418 code for a protein of 119 amino acids. The transcript is spliced from 3 exons. Lineage: Eukaryota; Metazoa; Arthropoda; Insecta; Hymenoptera; Colletidae. Gene Ontology annotation, molecular function: structural constituent of ribosome.